GCCAUCAAGACGAAAUCACAGAAAAACACAGGAAGCCCAAAUGGCUGCUGAGGAUCCUAGCCGAGUAGUGAAUUGAUUGGAGCAAACCUCAAGAAAUUUUUUUAACCUUUUUACGAUGAUAGGAUGAAGGACAAGAUCCAGCAAGAUAAAGAACGAAAGAAUAAAGAACGAAAAAAUAAGGAAAAGAAAGAAGAAAUAUUUGAGGGAUCAACAUGGAUUAAGGGGUAAAAAGAAAAUAUGAUACAAGAGAAUGUAUUAUAACAAAUACACUUGCCAGCUUUUGGAGGCAAUUCCUGUUUCAUGUAAUUUACUUCAUGGCCUUAGCCAAGGGGGGAAGGGUCCUAGGGGUUCUGAAGAACCACCCCACUUGAUAGCAGGAGGGCAUGCUCAAAUGAAAGAAAACUAUGUACUGCUUCGAGAAAACUUGGCUACACUUGCUACAAAAUGAUGUGGGUUAAGUAUGCUAUAUUCAAAAGAUGUUGAUUCAAGCAAUAUGCUAUAAUCCAAAAGAUGUCGACCCAUGCAAAAUUCUACAUUCAAAAUAUUCGAAUCAAAACAAGUGAUCCAAAAUAUUUGGAUCCAAACAGUAUUCUAUCUACCAAAAGACGUGAGAAAGGCAGGUGUGCCAUUUUUAAGAUAAUGUUGACAUGAUUCUCGGAGCUGUCUUUGUGCCCCUCGUUGUCCGAGAAACCGAGAGUAGAUAGAAGGCAAAGACCCUGAAAUAAAGAGAGUCAAGCAAACGAACUGUUUGUUUAACUGCUGCAAAGCACUUGAAGUGUGAAUAAAAUCCUAUCACAGUAAAUCAAACCACCAUAAAAAUCGGUUUUCUGAGGAUAAGUAUCAGGGUAUGUCAAGAAUAAUGUGAUUUUUCAAACAAAGCGAACAUCUUUUUUUUUCUCUAUUCAAAACUUAUUAGAAGCCGUCUACUAUACGUCUAUUAUGAAAAGUGUGUGAAACAGUUGUAUUUUCCUAAGGGUGAUGUUUAUUUUAUUGCUCACAUUAAGUUUGCUUCGAUCCAUCGAUUCGAAAAUCUUCGAUGAAGACAGCCGUUAUGUAGAGUGUGAUAAACACUCUCUGGAAAUUAUGUGCGAUGGACAAUGCACGAGAUUUUACUGUCCAAUCCUUGAGAUAAAAAACAACAAGAACUCGUUUUCGGGUUAUUGUACUUGUGCGUCGAGUCUUCCCGAGGAUUUGGGUGACUCAAGGCGAAAGGAAGAAGGGGGGGAAGUUCUUCCAACAACACAAAGUCUAACGGAAGACUUUAUAACUUCUUCUUCCGAUAUCGGAAUGUCCUGUGCUCAGUCGACGACAAUGGCGAGUAUACUUAGUCAAACUACUACUCCAAAGCUCUGUGGUUCAACUAGCACGUUUCUCCAACAAACAACGACCGUUCUCGCCUCGUCAAAAACGACCCAAUUCUCUCAGGAAACUCCGCUUAUACAUGUCACCUCCAUAACGCCGACCUCUGUGUCGUCUGAUACUUCCAUUGCGGUGACUCAUUCACCGGGAGUAAUGCUCUGCAAAGGUCGAAACAGCAUAAAUGACAACUCUUGGUGCCAGGCGCAGUGUGAAAGCUUUUUUCACUUUUGUUAUUUCUCUCGCUGCCUUUGCAGUCACCCUACGAUGCAAAUUACUUCCACAGAUAAAGACUCUGCAAUAUGCAAGGUCAACGAAAAAGGAAGAGCGGAAGGGAAAGACGAUGUGUAUUGCACAGGGGAGUGUCGUCUUUUCUCCAGAUCUUAAAUAUAGAAAAAUAUUCUAAGCGGAGGAAAUGAAAAGUGUAAAAAUAGUAACAAAAACAAAGUAGAAUAAGUAAUGUUAAUGGGAUAAUACAGGAAGAUAAGUCACUGAAAUUCUAUAAGGUAAUUAUUAAAAAAAGAAUUAGCUGGUCAAGACUUGUAGAAAAAAGUAAAAAUAAAAUGAUUAAUA
Nematostella vectensis (starlet sea anemone) is the source of this 1929-nucleotide messenger RNA. RefSeq lists its product as uncharacterized. The record is from RefSeq and is a predicted model, not a curated record. Bases 979 to 1743 code for a protein of 254 amino acids. NCBI's taxonomy places the organism in Eukaryota, Metazoa, Cnidaria, Anthozoa, Actiniaria, Edwardsiidae. The transcript has 2 exons.